Molecule: messenger RNA, 3564 nt
Organism: Equus quagga
Lineage: Eukaryota; Metazoa; Chordata; Mammalia; Perissodactyla; Equidae
Gene: TBX5
Product: T-box transcription factor 5
Exons: 9
Coding region: 515-2074 (519 amino acids)
Biological process (GO): cell fate specification; cardiac left ventricle formation; regulation of transcription by RNA polymerase II
Cellular component (GO): nucleus
Molecular function (GO): DNA-binding transcription factor activity, RNA polymerase II-specific; RNA polymerase II cis-regulatory region sequence-specific DNA binding
Source: RefSeq, a predicted model, not a curated record
GCCACCCCAUUCCCCAGAGGGCCCUGGGUUUGUUUAUUUCUUUAUUUAUUCCCGUGGCUGAGGCGUCUGGGACCUGUGGCUGCGCAGACCCCGAAGUCAUAGGCGAAGACGGAGAGAAAUUAACCUCCCGCCGCUGCCCCCAGUCGAGCGUGACAGCGCGCGGGCCGGUUGCGUGACUCGUGACGUCUCCAAGUCCUAUAGGUGCAGUGGCUGGUGAGAUAGUCGGUAUCGCCGGGUUGCCUCUUUAUUUUAUUGGGGUAUGCCUGGUAAUAAACAGUAAUAUUUAAUUUGUCGAAGACCACAAACCAACUUCGAGCUGGGAGGUACAUACUACUCUUGACUGACGCUGGAAGAAGGCUUGGCCUAAACGGGGUCGCUUUUGGGGGUCCUUUCCAAACUCCUCACCUGAACCCCCCUCCCCAGUGAGGCGCCACUCGUGGCUUCUGCGCUGGAAAGAAGAGGUGGGAUUUUCGGAGAGCAGGACCCCGCGCGGGCACAGGGCCACCGGCACACCAUGGCCGACGCAGACGAGGGCUUUGGCCUGGCGCACACACCCCUGGAACCUGACGCAAAGGACCUACCCUGCGACUCAAAACCCGAGAGCGCGCUGGGUGCCCCCAGCAAGUCCCCGUCGUCCCCGCAGGCCGCCUUCACCCAGCAGGGCAUGGAAGGCAUCAAGGUGUUUCUCCAUGAAAGAGAGCUGUGGCUGAAAUUCCACGAAGUGGGCACGGAAAUGAUCAUAACCAAAGCUGGAAGGCGGAUGUUUCCCAGUUACAAAGUAAAGGUGACCGGCCUUAAUCCCAAAACGAAGUACAUCCUCCUCAUGGACAUUGUUCCUGCCGAUGACCACAGAUACAAGUUCGCAGAUAAUAAAUGGUCUGUGACGGGCAAAGCGGAGCCCGCCAUGCCGGGUCGCCUCUACGUGCACCCGGACUCACCCGCCACCGGGGCGCAUUGGAUGCGGCAGCUCGUUUCCUUCCAGAAACUCAAGCUCACCAACAACCACCUGGACCCGUUUGGGCAUAUUAUUCUAAAUUCCAUGCACAAAUACCAGCCCAGAUUACACAUCGUGAAAGCAGACGAAAAUAAUGGAUUUGGCUCAAAAAAUACUGCGUUCUGUACCCACGUCUUUCCUGAGACAGCGUUUAUCGCGGUGACUUCCUACCAGAACCACAAGAUCACCCAGUUAAAGAUUGAGAAUAAUCCCUUUGCCAAAGGAUUCCGGGGCAGCGAUGACAUGGAGCUGCACAGGAUGUCAAGAAUGCAAAGUAAAGAAUAUCCCGUGGUUCCCAGGAGCACAGUGAGACAAAAAGUGGCCUCCAACCACAGCCCUUUCAGCAAUGAGCCUCGAGCUCUCUCCACCUCAUCCAACUUGGGGUCCCAGUACCAGUGUGAGAAUGGUGUGUCUGGCCCCUCCCAGGACCUUCUGCCCCCACCCAACCCGUAUCCACUGCCCCAGGAACACAGCCAAAUUUACCAUUGCACCAAGAGGAAAGCAGAUGAAGAAUGUUCCACCACAGACCAUCCCUAUAAGAAGCCCUACAUGGAGACGUCGCCCAGUGAAGAGGACCCCUUCUACCGCUCCAGCUACCCCCAGCAACAGGGCCUGAGCGCCUCCUACAGGACAGAGUCAGCCCAGCGACAGGCCUGCAUGUACGCCAGCUCUGCCCCGCCCAGUGAGCCGGUGCCCAGCCUGGAAGACAUCAGCUGCAACACGUGGCCGAGCAUGCCCUCCUAUGGCAGCUGCACGGUCACCGCUGUGCAGCCCAUGGACAGGCUACCCUACCAGCACUUCUCUGCUCACUUCACCUCGGGGCCCCUGGUCCCCCGGCUGGCCGGCAUGGCCAACCAUGGCUCCCCGCAGCUUGGAGAAGGAAUGUUCCAGCACCAGACCUCAGUGGCCCACCAGCCUGUGGUCAGGCAGUGCGGACCUCAGACUGGCCUCCAGUCCCCAGGUAGCCUUCAGCCCUCUGAGUUCCUUUACUCUCACGGCGUGCCGAGAACUCUGUCCCCGCAUCAGUACCACUCUGUGCACGGAGUCGGCAUGGUGCCAGAGUGGAGUGACAACAGCUAAAUUAAGGCCUGCUUCUGAAUGGACAUUCGCUCGAGAGAGAGAGGAGCGCGAGGGAGAGAGACGGUAGCCGAGAGAACCCCGUGGACAAGAUCCUUCAUGUCACCCCGUGUUCACGUCUGCUCUAGAGACCCCCUGGACACUGAUCUGAUCAGUCGCUUGAAACCACAGUUCAAAAAAUGUGACUUUGUUGUUCUGUCUCAAAACUUAAAAAACAAACAAAAAAAGAUGAAGCCCAUGACCGCCACGCCCAUCAGCCGGCCACGUUCACACCACCUCCGCAAGUCCUCCCGAUUCCUCCUUUUGGUCUCCGGAGAAUCUUGCCUCAUCGAGUGUUUCAUCCUGAAGCGUAGUUGGAGCCUUUGCCUGUCUUGGUGUUAAUGUUGACAUUGUUAUAUAAUAAAUAAUAAUAUAUUUUUUCUUUCAAUUUUCUUAAUGGGACCCAGUCCCUUCUUUUGGGGGAGGUCUGAGGCAAGUAUGUGUCAAAUUAUGUACUUGUGGGGUUCCCCUCGAAUAUGCCACCCCUCAAAUCUAAAUUCGCCACCCUCCCCUUGACUAAGAAAUUACCUACCUCUGCCAUGCGAUUUCUCUGAACAGGUCUCCUGGGUCCCACCUUUUCUCCGAUUUUCUCCCACCUUCCCCACCAUCGCGGAGCCCAGUUUUGCGAUCUGUUUAGCAGCACAGUCAGGAUGACGUUGGGCUCCAUCUGGGGUCCUAUCUUCCUCAGUCCUCCUGUUUCCAGCCGUCUGUCGCUAAAACGUGGCCUAUAGCUUCCCGACCGGAAGGCUCGCUUUGAAAAACUUAAAAAGCCCGGGUUUCCAUGCGGGCAGAACUGUGAUAAGGAGCAAGCUCUGUGCUGACAAGAGUUGUGACAAAGCCAAAAUAAAUAUUCGUCCCGAUAGAAAAACGCCAGCCCCCGCUUCCAAACCUCCAGUCUGGAUGCAAAGAAACAGCCACCAUUCCUAGGGAAGAGGCAAGACGUGCUCGCCCAUCAGGUCUCUCCAAAGAAACCGCCCCGACACCAAAUGCCGACGCCAAACUGUGGUUAUUGAAAACAGAAAACAGUAUAAAAAAGUGUGUAAGUAAAACGUUAUUGCAGGGUUCUUCAGAUGUAAUAUUUUACUGGUACUAUUUAUUUAUAAAUAGGAGUUCUAAUUAAGUAAUAACAUGAAAUGAAAUCCAGCAUGGGAGCUGGCCAAGAGCUUUUUAAUUUUAUUGAUACUCAAAACCAAGUUUGCGUUUUUUUUUUUUUCUCUUGAAUGUGCUUUGCUUUCUUGAUUAAAAAAAAAUUUUUUUUAACUGACCCUAAUAAAGAGAACAGGGUAAUAUGUGAAGCUGAGUGUGUCCAAGUACGUGAGAGUGUGUGAGUAUGUUUAUGUGAGUGUCCUUAUGCGAUUAUGUCUUUUUAUGUUGCUAAGGGGGGGAGGGCAAGAAUUAAGUACUCGCUCCGUAUAUUGUGUGCCAAUUAAUGCCUAAUAAAUACCAUGUGCUUA